CUCCAGGAGAGGAAAGCAGGGUGGAUGCGGGCGCGUAAGCUAUGAUGUAGUAUGGUCGAAACAUGAUGGGCAGAAAAAAUUAAAGAGGACAAGGUGACGGGACGUGAGAUAUGUAAAAAGAAGACGGUGCGUGGACUCCUGAAAGCUUCCUGACUCACUGAGUCCUAACAACUAACAACGCGCCUACCAUUGUUGCUCCAUCCUUUUCAUCCGAUUUCAAUCCCGCUCCCACGUAUCUAGAUUCUAGACCCCCUUUCAAUUUAUCACCUCCCUCCCCGACCUCUGUUAAUCUCCCUGCUACCACAAUUACCAACCUCAUCGGCUUCACUGAGUUGUCAGAUUUUUGUUUACAAACCCCCCGUGUUUGAUUGUCCAUGCAUGGUAUGAAAUGCGGAUUCACCAUAAAAAAGGGCCCCUUCUUCAAUCUUUACUAUUCGUUUCUGAACGGGGAAAAAUGGUAUUCGGUGUUUCUGAGCUGAAUGAAAACCCCCUUUUGUCUUGGUGGAGGGCCUCCCCCCCGCAGUGAAGGGAAUUAUUAGCAGAGAAAAGAUAAAGGCGAGGCAUAGCAAAGGAGACGGGGGUGGGGUGUGUGUGGGUUCUGUACUGUCAAAGCCUGUCCCCCCCACCCUACACAGUCACCCCCCCUUCCUCUCGAACAGUCGAAGUCGAGCUGCGCUGGGUGUUCAUGGAAAUUGAUCUGAACCAUGCAGUGACUGAGGUCGAGAAGAAUGCCUUCUGCGAUGGGCGCUGUGAGCAAGGCGCUUGUGCUUCGUGUUUCUCUUCUUCCACUUCUUCCUCUCCCAACUCGCCUUCACCUCGCGUCUCUUCUUCUUAUCUCGAACUCUGGCAUGCUUGUGCCGGCCCCCUCACCUCCCUCCCAAAGAAAGGAAAUGUAGUGGUCUACUUUCCCCAGGGUCAUCUUGAACAGCUUGCCUCUUUCUCUCCUUUCUCGCCCGGUGACAUGCCCACCUGUGACCUUCAACCGCAAAUCUUCUGCAGCGUCGUCAACGUCCAGCUUCUUGCCAACAAGGAGAAUGAUGAGGUUUAUACACAGGUUACUUUGCUUCCCCAGACAGAGUUAGCAGGAAUGCACUUGGCGGGCCAAGAACUUGAGAAAUUGGGAGCAUAUGAGGAGGGAAAUGGAGGAUUACCCGCAAAAUCAACCCCUCACAUGUUCUGCAAAACGCUUACUGCUUCUGAUACUAGCACUCACGGGGGGUUCUCCGUUCCUCGCAGGGCUGCUGAAGACUGUUUUCCUCCUUUGGAUUAUAAGCAGCAAAGACCCUCCCAAGAGCUUGUUGCAAAAGACCUUCACGGAGUAGAGUGGAAAUUUCGCCAUAUUUACAGAGGUCAGCCAAGGCGGCACUUGCUCACAACUGGCUGGAGUAUUUUUGUCAGCCAAAAGAAUCUUGUAUCUGGCGAUGCAGUACUUUUUCUGAGAGGUGAAAGUGGAGAACUGAGAUUGGGAAUCAGGAGAUCUGUUCGACCUAGAAAUGGUCUUCCAGAGUCAAUUAUUGGUGAUCAGAAUUGCUAUCCUAAUUUCCUGUCUGCAGUGGCUAAUGCCGUAUCCACCAAAAGCGUGUUUCAUGUUUUCUACAGCCCAAGGGCAAGUCAUGCAGAUUUUGUUGUCCCUUACCAGAAAUAUGUCAAAAGCAUCAAGAAUCCAAUGACCAUUGGGACAACAUUCAAGAUGAAAUUUGAAAUGGAUGAAUCUUCUGAAAGAAGGUGCAAUGGUGGUAUAGUGACUGGAAUGCGUGAUUUGGAUCCCUACAGAUGGCCUAAAUCAAAAUGGAGGUGCUUGAUGGUAAGAUGGGAUGACGAAAUUGCUACUAAUCAUCAAGAUCGAAUUUCUCCAUGGGAGAUUGAACCUUCUGUUUCUCUCCCGCCCUUUAGCAUCCAGUCAUCCCCAAGACUAAAGAAAUUGCGGACAGGUCUGCAAACUGCCACUUCAAGUCACCUCAUGACCGGAGGUGGCAGUGCAUUUAUGGACUUUGAGGAGUCCGUAAUAUCACCCAAGGUCUUGCAAGGUCAAGAAAAUACAGGUUUUGCAUCAUACUAUUUUGGGCGUGAUGCAUUGAAGAACCAGCCAGAUUUUGAGAUGAGUCCUCCCAGUCAUCCAAAUCUUGCAUCCACUGGAUUAAGAAAGGCUGCUGCUGCUGAGCUUAUGAGGGUUCACCCUUCUAGUUAUGCAGGCUUCGCUGAGACUAACAAGUUUCUAAGGGUCUUGCAAGGUCAAGAAAUAUGUCCACUGCAAUCUCUGAAAGGAAAGGCUGAUUUUAACCUUGGGGUUUGGAGUAAACCCAAUGCCAGUUGCACAACUUUGAACCAACGACAGGCAUCCAAAACCAACUUUGACACUUUAGGAUCAGAAGACCUUCAAACUGCUUAUUUUCCUUUCGGUGACAUUCACAGAGCUGGUCAAAGCAGCCUGUUUUGCUCUAAAUCUGCAAAUUUCCUGAGAGAGGAUGUCCACGCUCCUUCCACUCAGGCAGAGCUCACAUUAAAGGAAGUUGGACGGUCAGAACUCUCAAACAAGGACAAACUGCAGGGCAGUUUUUCUGCUGCUGCUUCUUUAGAAGCAAGUCUAAGGAUUUCAAAUGACGAUAAUUAUGAGGGGAAGGUAACUGCCUGUAAACUAUUUGGGUUUCCCUUAUUUAGGGAAGGCAACUCUCUGAACUUGCAGGGCUCUGCUAAAAGGAGUUGCACAAAGGUUCACAAGCAAGGUAGCUUAGUUGGAAGAGCCAUUGACCUCUCAAGACUGAGCAGCUACAGUGACCUGUUGAGUGAACUAGAGCGACUGUUUGGCAUGGAAGGCCUUAUAAAGGAUCCUGAUAAAGGAUGGAGGGUCCUGUACACCGAUAGUGAAGAUGACAUUAUGGUUGUAGGGGAUGACCCAUGGCAUGAGUUCUGCAGUGUAGUGUCUAAGAUCCAUAUAUAUACCCAAGUAGAAGUCGAGAAGAUGACAAUUGGGAUGAUUACUGAUGAUACUCACAGCUGUUUGGAACAGGCACCAGGGGUAAUGGAGGCUUCCAAGUCCUCAUCUGUGGGCCAGCCAGAUUCUUCUCCUACAGAAGUUAGAGUCUGAGGCUCAGGGUUGUCUUGGAUCCUAAGUAUAUGUUGGAAUCGUUCCAUGUAAUUUAAUCAUUCCCGCAUAUGAUCGUGAUUUGAUUAUCUUCUUUUGAGCUCUUAAGCCUAACCAAGCAGACCAAAGUUCCUGAAUAAGGGCAGAUUGUGUGAGCACUAUGUAUUGGCAAACCAUUACUGCCUAAGUCUUAUUUUGCAUGCUGUGUGGUAUAACGUUGAAGUCUCCCAAUUUCUUGC
Prosopis cineraria is the source of this 3321-nucleotide messenger RNA. Its product is annotated as auxin response factor 4-like. The transcript has 13 exons. NCBI's taxonomy places the organism in Eukaryota, Viridiplantae, Streptophyta, Magnoliopsida, Fabales, Fabaceae. Gene Ontology annotation, molecular function: DNA binding; protein binding; 2 iron, 2 sulfur cluster binding. Bases 686 to 3085 code for a protein of 799 amino acids. The record is from RefSeq and is a predicted model, not a curated record. Gene Ontology annotation, biological process: response to hormone; regulation of DNA-templated transcription. Gene Ontology annotation, cellular component: nucleus.